GACACUUGUUGCGGCAGGAACGUAUGGGCAGGAAAGGCAGGAAAUUAUAAAAUACCUAUGUCACAAAAUGUAGAACUUAUCAUCAACUUUUAACGCUGUUUGUCACCAUUUAUGGUGACCAUUUUUAUAAUAAUUGUACGGAAAUUUAUUAUGACAAUAUAUUUUACGUCUGCAAGUGCAGGUGUAUGUACGAUUGCUCUUAUAUUUUGAAUGGUAUUAUUUGCAAGAUUUGUCGAAGCGAUGGGUGAUGAAACGAAAAGUGAUGUACUUGAUAUUCCAAAGGACCGUUUUGCUACAUUAAAAUCAUUUAGGACUAAUGUUAUGAUCGUUAGCGAGCAUCGGGAUUCUUAUUGUUUGGCAGUAUGGAUGGCAGUAUCAGUGGGAUUGAGUCAUAUAUUAAUCGGUGCCGUGAACAUAACAGUGAUUAUGUACUCGUGUCGAACAACAGACAUCCAUUCAGCAUAUUUUACAAUUGCAUAUAACUUCUUUGCGGCAGAAGCUAUAUUAAGCCUGAGUUUUGUAAAUGGAUGGGCCACACCAAUUAGGUCGAUGCAUCGAAAAUAUGUUCAUAUAUUUCUUCAAUUAUGUACAAUUACUACAGCAGCAAGUGGAAUGAUCAUAGUGGCAAGGAAUAAGGAAUUGCAGAGCACUGCACAUUCAGCAUCAGGGCUGUUAACAUUGCUGUUCACUUUGUUCAGUUCGUUAACUGGACCAUUCGCUCUGAGGCCAGUCAUCAGAAGAGGUCAUUGUAUACACAUGACUUGUGGGAUUCUUUGCUUCUGCAGUUCUGUCAUAUGUCUAUGCACGGGACUAUGGAAAGAAGACUUCCAACGGUGGACGGGACAAAAUGUAAUCUACAUGUUAAACUUUUUUAUCACAUUUUAUACCUCACUUAUCUUAAUAACUACAAUAAUAAAAUUUGUAAACAAAGGCUAAGCUUAAAUUUUUGUAACGUUUAUUUUCGUAAUGUAUACUAUUACUUUCAUAAUAAAUGUUAUUUAUUCCUAA
Molecule: messenger RNA, 1008 nt
Organism: Spodoptera frugiperda (fall armyworm)
Lineage: Eukaryota; Metazoa; Arthropoda; Insecta; Lepidoptera; Noctuidae
Exons: 3
Coding region: 211-936 (241 amino acids)
Molecular function (GO): transmembrane monodehydroascorbate reductase activity
Source: RefSeq, a predicted model, not a curated record